Messenger RNA from Electrophorus electricus (electric eel), 687 nucleotides. Its product is annotated as SLAM family member 9. The record is from RefSeq and is a predicted model, not a curated record. NCBI's taxonomy places the organism in Eukaryota, Metazoa, Chordata, Actinopteri, Gymnotiformes, Gymnotidae. Gene Ontology annotation, cellular component: membrane.
AUAGAGAAGAAGAGGAGCAGAAUGUAUGUUACACAAACCACAAGGUCACAACCACUGAGCUGUUGGAGACAUGGCCACAGCAUAGUAAUGUCCCAUGACGAGUUAAGGCUUAUUGGCACUUCAGUUCAAAUGGAAGUACAGGACCAUGAAUCUAAACUUGAGGACUUCAUAUGGAACUUUAGCAAAACAAAAAAUGUGAUAAAAUAUUAUAAUGACAAUAAAAAAAUUAAAGUAAACCCCUCCUUUGAAGGAAGAGUAGAGUUCAAUAUUGAAACCUACAGUCUGACACUGAUGAACUUGCAGAAGAGUGACAGUGGACAGUAUGAAGCACAAACAUCUGAUUUCAAGGACAAGACAGUUGCUAUGUACAAUCUCUCUGUGUUGGAUCCAGUGGACUCUCCUGUCCUUACUAUUGUUCCUGACCAACAAAUUGGUGAUCCCUGUAAUAUAAAUCUCACCUGUAAAGGUCAUGGCCUCUCAGUCUCCUCUAGCUGUUUUAAUGAAAACUGUGAGGAGAAAGAAAUGACAUCACCCGAAGGUACCUUUUCCUGUCUGUUAGACAGCAGCUCAAUCAUCUGCAACAUUAGAAACCCAGUCAGCUGGAACAUGAGUGUCAUGGAGAUGAAAGACAUCUGUCAUCCUGAAGAUCCAGUGGAGACUCCUGUCCUUACUACUGUUCCUGACUAG